AUGUCGCAGCACAAUCACAAUCACCCUCAUCAACCAGCACCGAGCGGCGGUACCAGCUCACACAAAUCGCAUUCACAUCCACGUCCAAUAUCUCACAGUCAUCAUCACGAUCAGCGCCAUGCAGAAGAAUCUGUCGAUGUGGAAGAAGCAGCAACGAGAAGACGAUUGAAGGGCAAGCAGAAAGCGGAUUCGAGUCAUACGCCGAAUACGAACUUAGCGAGUGUCAAGCAAGGUACUGGGACACCUGAUGAACCCCUCUCUGCAAUGUUGGAUGAAGCUUUACAUACCUCCAUAUCCCCACCUCGAUCUCCAGCUUCCUUGCCAUCAAGUGUAGAUUCUACAUUCGAUGGAAAACUCUCUAUGAUAGCUGAACCACCUUUGGCUCACCAUCAUGCGCCUGUUCGACCCCAUGCUCCUCCGAGAUUACUCUCCCAACUCACCCGAUCUACUUUGCCUACAUCAAGUUUGACAUUCGAGUAUCGGAACAGACAGAGGAAGGCUUCAGUUAGUAUACCGAGAGAAGGAGAAUCAUCGACAGCGUGGCAAAGGUCCAGUCCAACUACUGCAAUAUGCGAUGAACCAUUUCCAGAUUUAGAUCCUACCACUGGAUUACCCAUCAAUCAAUCUCGACAUCGAAGAGACUCUUCUUCCUCGGAUGCUCCAUCUUUACAUCUUCAAAGAACUAUAACGGGACUGUUGAAUACCCCACCUAGGAAAUCAACCGAAUCCAACAGUCUCAUACCGUCCAUGCCAUCAUUACCGAAUCUGAACCUUUCGUUACCCAGAGUAUCAUUGCCUUCUGCACCUUCUUUGGACUUCAGGAGGAAUUUAUCGACUAGCGGCACGCAGGAAGAUUGGUCUAGCUGGGCAACGGGAUGGUGGAGUGGGAACAAAGGAAGGGUAGAUGAGAUGAUGAGUGAGGAAGAUAGGGCUGAUACGGUUGAGGAGGAGAAGGAGAAAUUGAGGAAGAAAUACAAAUCUCCUCAGAAUCCUGUAGUAUUCUGCCAUGGCUUAUUAGGCUUUGACUACCUCGGACCUGCAAAUCUACCAACAUUGCAGAUAUCGCACUGGCGAGGUAUACGAGAAGUACUAGAAUCUAAUGGAACGGAAGUGCUUAUUGCUAGAGUGCCAGCUACUUCAUCUAUCAAGGAUCGAGCGAAGAUACUAGAAGAAGUGAUAUCUGAGAAGUAUCCUGGUAGAGAGGUCAACUUGGUAGGACACAGUAUGGGAGGAUUGGAUUGUCGAUACCUCAUCUCCGAGCUAAAACCCAAAGCCUUUCGACCAAUAUCCCUCACGACCAUCUCCACACCACAUCGAGGAUCUCCCUUUGCAGAUUAUGUUAUCGACAAUGUUAUAGGGAGAGAUCGUCUACCUACUAUGUUAUCGUUGAUUGAGACAUUGAGAUUACCGCAUACAGGAGAUGGGACUGCCUUCUCAGCGCUGGGGACUCACGCGAUGAAAGAGUUCAAUGCUCAAGUGCUGGAUAGGGAAGAUGUCAGUUAUUAUUCUUGGGGUGCGAGUGUCGAACCAGGUCUAUUCGAUACUUUCCGCUGGCCACACAGUGUAAUUCUAGCGAAAGAAGGUCCGAAUGAUGGGUUGGUUUCGGUACAUAGUGCGAUGUGGGGUGAAUAUAGAGGAACAUUGGUGGGAGUAAAUCAUCUGGAUUUAGUCGGCUGGGUCAAUACAGUCAGAUAUACAUUAGCUGGAUGGACAGGUAAACCAAUAGCUUUUAAACCAGCUACGUUCUACCUCGAAGUGGCCGAUUAUUUAGCUGAACAAGGAUUCUGA
Molecule: messenger RNA, 1788 nt
Organism: Kwoniella botswanensis
Lineage: Eukaryota; Fungi; Basidiomycota; Tremellomycetes; Tremellales; Cryptococcaceae
Exons: 7
Coding region: 1-1788 (595 amino acids)
Biological process (GO): lipid metabolic process
Molecular function (GO): triacylglycerol lipase activity
Source: RefSeq, a predicted model, not a curated record